UCCAAUCAACUCUUUCUCAGAUCAGCUGAUUCCUACGCUGCCAUUUUGUCCGCGGUAGUAGGCAGGCAGCAAGUGGAGACAAGCUGUUUCAUAUUCCUACAUAUUCAACAAGACUUGAAUAAUACUAAAGACGACGAUAUGAGUUGGAUGUCAAGGUUCAGUGGUUUCUGACGGGUGGUUUUUUUUAGUAGUUUUUUGUUGUUGUUGUUGUUGCCAAUUUCAUGGAUAUAUCGGACCAAAUAGGUUAAAUUCAGGUGUUCCUCUCCUAGUACCGGACUCGGAGGAAGCAGGGUUGAGACAGGACGAUACUAGGUAGUUAGAGGGUGUUGUGUUAGCAGGAAGGCCGGUCAACUGGCCGCUGUCUUCUCUCCGUCUACAUCUAGUCUGAAGCUCAAGACAAGUUGGGAAAGUUUGAUAGUUUCACGUUUGCCUAUUUUCGUUAUGUUUCACUCGAAACCCCAAAAAAGGGACCGGUCUUUUCGAGGUAACCUAAACACACAAAACCUCAGUGGAAGUUGAAUUCUGAAGAAGAGGGGUUUUAUUUGAGUAGUAACCGUUUUAGCUAGUUUGGCUAAAAACUGUGAUCAUAAUUCAGGGUUGUCUCGCCAGUGGUCUUGUUAAAUUGACCCGUAGGUAUCCAGCCAGCUAGAGAUGUUUAUAUGUAGCCAGCGAGCUGACAUUUCUGUUUACAAAUUGCAUAGUGGGACUCAUUCGUGGUUCGAGUGCAGAAACGGAAAUAUUAGCUAACACAAAGCUAGUUUACUUGUUAGAUGUCAACCUUUUUGUUGUUGUGUGUUUUGUUUGUUACUAUACAGAAUACCUUGUUAAUGAUAGCUAACGUUAACUAGUUAGUUAAUUGAUUUGCUUAUUCAAUACAUAAUAACAUUGUGUGUCCGGAUUUAUUUUUUUUAGGUUGCAACAAACAAACAAAAAAACUAAAAUUAGUCGGAGAUCUUUCAGCGAUACUGGACUAGGACGUCAUACCACUUCUUUUUAACGGGACCGAAUCCCGUGGCCCGAAACCUCCUUGCCAUCUCUGGUGUUACGCACGUCAGCUAAUAACCAAUCGUUGGACAUUGUGUGUGUGUGUUUAUCAUCCAACUAAUCAUAGUGGGUUUUGUAGCGAAACGGUGAAACACAAUGUCAGGACAGUCUAUAACGGAUCGCUUCGCAGCGGCACAGCACAGCAUGACCGGGUCUGGUAUCAGUAAAGCCGUGUGCAAGGCCACGACGCACGAAGUCAGCGGCCCCAAGAAGAAACACCUUGAUUACCUGAUCCACUGCACCAGUGAGAUGAACGUGUCGGUCCCCCAGCUGGCUGACACACUAUUUGAGAGGACAGCCAAUAGCAGCUGGGUGGUGGUCUUCAAAGCUCUGAUCGCUACACACCACCUUAUGAUGUAUGGCAAUGAGCGUCUUAUCCAGUAUCUGGCUUCUAGAAACACCCUCUUCAACUUGAACAACUUCUUGGACAAAGGUGCUCUGCAAGGUUAUGACAUGUCUACGUUCAUCCGUCGGUACAGCCGCUAUCUGAAUGAGAAGGCCAUGUCUUACAGACUGGUGGCUGUGGACUUUACCAAGAUGAAGAGAGGGAUUGACGGUGUGAUGCGCACCAUGAGCACAGAGAAGCUCAUCAAGACGUUACCGAUUAUCCAGAACCAACUAGACGCACUGUUAGACUUCCAGGCCAACCCUAAUGAGUUAACUAACGGAGUCAUCAAUGCAGCCUUCAUGCUGCUGUUUAAAGACUCCAUCCGUCUGUUUGCUGCCUACAACGAGGGUGUCAUCAACCUACUGGAGAAGUAUUUUGAUCUGAAGAAGGGUCAGUGUAAAGAGGCGUUGGACAUCUAUAAGAAGUUCCUGUACAGGAUGACCAAGCUGUCUGAGUUUCUCAAAGUAGCAGAGCAAGUUGGAAUAGAUCAGGGUGAUAUCCCCGAUCUCUCACAGGCCGUUAAAGGAUCAUGCAUUGCCCCCAGUAGUCUCCUGGAGGCUCUGGAGCAGCACCUAGCCUCUCUGGAGGGGAAGAAGACCAAGGAGCUCAGUGCUGACACCAGAGCGUCCACUCUGUCCAGUGCGGUGACGUCUCUGUCCAGUACAGGCAUGUCCUUCAGCCGCAUGGACGAGAAGGAGAGACUGCAGGCCUUGGAAGAGGAGCAGGCCAGACUGCAGGCCCUCAAGGUACAGGACCAGCGUCUGAAGGAGAUCGGUGUGUCCCUUCCUCCCUCUGCCUCCCCCAGUACACAGUCUAUGGGCAGUGUCAACCACAACACCAACCAGGCCAUGGAGCUAUUCAACACACCAUCCACCAAUAGCAUGCCCAACCUCAGUAGUGAUCUGUUUGACCUACAGCCAGCCUUCACCCCUGUUGUCCAGAGCACUCCUUCCAUCUCUACAGCCGCCACUGCCUGGGGAGGUGCCGCUGUGCAAGCUGAGUCCUCCAUAAGUGUAGAUUUUGAUGCUGUUUUUGGGGGCGGGGCUAGAGGAAUAGCCAAUAACGGCGUGCAGCCAGCCGCUGAUGGGUUUGAUGCUCUUGGGGACCUGCUGAAGCCCACAGUGUCAAACCAUAACCAGGCUCCCCCCAUGGCCCUCCACCACCCCCACCCAAGUCACCCCCAUCCAGGGUACCACCCAGGGGGCAAGCUGCUGGCCAAUGACCUGGACUCCUCCCUCGCCAACCUCGUUGGCAAUCUGCAGUUCGGAGGAGCCCCAGCCAAGAAUUUGUCUCUGUGUGCCCCGGUGUUCAGGCCAGACAUGCAGUGGAGCCAGUCUGGAGAGAAGAGACUAACUGGGGGACACAACUGGCAGAGCAAGACCAUGACCAGCACUACGGCCUGGAACCCUGUUCCCAUGGCCCCCGCGCCCAUGCCUGUACAACACCUGAAUGGGAUGUUCUAUGCUGGUUAUGCUCCAGCUCCUAUGCCUUUCCCCAUGACCACACCGCAAGUGCCUAUGUAUGGAAUGGUCCCUCAGAUGGGUCAGAUGGGGGGUGUACAGGUGAUGGCCCCCCAGCCCAUGAUGUACAACCAGCCUGUACUCAGACCCACAAACCCCUUCUCCCCCAUGCCUGGAGCCCAGAUGCAGUUCAUGUAAUUUCAUCUGGGGGAGCAGAGCGCCAAAAAAUGAUGAAACACACAGAGAGGACAAACGAAGAAUAGGGAAACGAAUGAACGAAUGAAUGAAUGAAUGAACGAACGAACGAACGAACAAACAAACGAACGAACGAGGGGCAGACAGAAGAAAAACCAACCAACACCAAAUACAAGAGGAGAGGAAGAGGGAAGAAAAAUAAGAGGCUGAUGAACCCGGGAGAUGGAGGGUAGAGCAAGGAAGAGUGUUUAUGAUAUCAUAAAGGCUUACCUCUCUGUCUGAAACAGCCCCCACCCUCAAACAAACAACCCCCCCCCCCCCCCCCCCACCCCCCCCCCCCAAACAAAUAAAUCAAAUGGAACCCCUAUAAAUGGAUAGGUCUUUUGGAGUAGACGGUGUGAAGGGGUCAGGUGUGAAAGGUCAUAGGUUCAUUACACUUAUUACAUGGACUUUUCUGUGUUUGUCUUCUGUUACCUUUGGUGUAGAUAGAUGGAUUACACCCUGUUAAAAUGACUGGGACUCUUCGAUGUUGUAGGUAUGUUACUGAGCUGAUAUUGAGCACUUUGGCACACACACAUAAACAGACAGAGGUGUGAAUCUAACCAUGGGAAGAACGGACUGAUUUGUCUAGAAAUAGAUGGGUAGGUUACAGUUGGAGCCAUCCUCUCUGGUUGGUGAGAUGGUUACAAACCGGUAGGAACUUGUGUUCUGGUUUUCUAUCUCUGAGUGUGUGUGUGUGUGUGCACACUGUUUAUAAAGCAUUACUUAGUGAGCUGGUCUCUACCUGCUUUCUUAGACUAAAAGGUCACCAAAUUAAAGAUGGUGUUUUCCUACUUUCUCACCGUUACCCAUCAACAGGGUGGACAUGUUUGUCCCUGCUCGCUAGCCGUCCUUGACUGUUUGCUAGUUCAGAAAAAGCACUUACCCAGGGGAGAUGUUUCAGACAUGGAGAAGCCAUCACCAGGUGUAAUCAGACUGGAUAGAAAACAUUAAGGACACCCCUCAACCCUCACCAUCAUCCUACCAUCAAUCAGACUGCAUAGAAAACAUUAAGAACACCCCUCACCAUCAUCCUACCAUCAGACUGGAUAGAAAACAUUAAGGACACCCCUCUACCCUCACCAUCAUCCUACCAUCAAUCAGACUGCAUAGAAAACAUUAAGGACACCCCUCUACCCUCACCAUCAUCCUACCAUCAAUCAGACUGGAUAGAAAACAUUAAGGACACCCCUCUACCCUCACCAUCAUCCUACCAUCAGACUGGAUAGAAAACAUUAAGGACACCCCUCUACCCUCACCAUCAUCCUACCAUCAAUCAGACUGGAUAGAAAACAUUAAGGAUACCCCUAUACCCUCACCAUCAUCCUACCAUCAAUCAGACUGGAUAGAAAACAUUAAGGACACCCCUCUACCCUCACCAUCAUCCUACCAUCAGACUGGAUAGAAAACAUUAAGGACACCCCUCUACUCUCACCAUCAUCCUACCAUCAGACUGGAUAGAAAACAUUAAGGACACCCCUCUACCCUCACCAUCAUCCUACCAUCAAUCAGACUGGAUAGAAAACAUUAAGGAUACCCCUAUACCCUCACCAUCAUCCUACCAUCAAUCAGACUGGAUAGAAAACAUUAAGGACACCCCUCUACCCUCACCAUCAUCCUACCAUCAGACUGGAUAGA
Messenger RNA from Oncorhynchus mykiss (rainbow trout), 4764 nucleotides. NCBI's taxonomy places the organism in Eukaryota, Metazoa, Chordata, Actinopteri, Salmoniformes, Salmonidae. The record is from RefSeq and is a predicted model, not a curated record.